Messenger RNA from Bacillus rossius redtenbacheri, 7652 nucleotides. RefSeq lists its product as uncharacterized. The record is from RefSeq and is a predicted model, not a curated record. Lineage: Eukaryota; Metazoa; Arthropoda; Insecta; Phasmatodea; Bacillidae. The coding region runs from base 2031 to 2993 and encodes 320 amino acids. The transcript is spliced from 2 exons.
UAUUUCAAGGUGGCUGAAUCAUUGUGUCCAUCAUCGAGAAAAACAAGGAAAACGUGGAAUAGUCGGAGAGCUAAAUAUAAAUAAAGAACUUAUAAAUAAAUGUAAUAUAUACGCAAUGUACCUGAAACUAUACUCAUUUAGCUUAUUUCAGUACAACCGUGAAGGUGUAGUAAAUAUUUAUAUGAGGUCGGGGGAAUUCCGCAUACUCACACUAUCACAGCGUCCAUCCAUAUCUUACAAUCACCAAUAAUAAUAACAUGUUACUACCCUAUGCUACACAAAUUAAUGUCAUUUUAAUACCAUAAAAGCAUAUUGUCGUAAGUACCUAGUUAUUUUAGUUAUUUUGGGUUAGUAUUAGAAAUAUAAAAAUACUAUAACUAUAAUUCUGGUAUUAAAUUGUAUUAUAAGUAUAAGGUGAAUAAUGAGUAAUGUUUCAAUAGAGUGUUUCAUGUCUUGUGUAUCGAACGAUGAGUAUGCCUGUCGAAGGUUUACAAGCCUUCUACGUCAGUUGGCUAACCAAAUGUUAGCUAUGUGUGGUGGUUCAAACAGACUGUUUCCUGCAGAGGAAACUACGCAUCACAAGGUUAAACAAUGACUGAAUCCUUGGACUGAACAUGAAACGAGUGUGUAAAUGAAAACGACGAAUCACGAGAAAGGGUGGGGAGAGAGUGCGCUCUGCCCCGGCAGAAGGAAGCGGACGGAAAGAGAGUGUGUCGGGAGACUCCCUAGGAGGAGGUCCUAGGAUGGGGACUGAGAGCUUUGUCAGAAGGAACAGACUUGUAGAGUCUUAAGUUUGUACUUGUAAUUUCUAUGUAUCAAGAAGUGGAGGUAAAAGCUUUGUAGAGUUUAAUACUUGUAACGAGCCAAGAAUGAAGAAUAAUAAUAAGAGUUGUCCUGUCUGCAGUAUUAAGUUAUUGCUUUUUAUCGCUCCGCUGCCCCACAUAGCCUCACCUAUAAGGAACCAGCCGCUCGGUCACGACAUUAUGGUGUCAGAUGUUGGGGUUGCUGUGAGUGAAUACUGCGUAAGGACAGUCGAAUACAAAUCUACGAGAGAAUAAGAGAGAAAGGAAAAUCGUCCGUCACUGGUAUCAGAGCACCGCAUCCCAGGAGCGACGGCGAGUCAGAGUGUUUGAAGAAGAUAUCAACUUCCGCGAGGCAGCGACUGGACUACUGAUAAUCAGCGAGGAAAAGGCAACAACGUAUCCAAACAACAUCAACAACGAAGACGACGUGAAGCCCCAUUCGUCAUACUCCAAGAGUCCAAGAGGAUGUUGACAUAGCAGAUAGGAACAGCCGACGCCGCCAGCCGAAGAUAGCCCCGCAGUAAGGAAGAUGCGACAGCUGCAGACGGCAGCGCGAGAGACGACCAACCGGAGCUACGUGUGAAGAGCUAAGGGCCAUGGGUACCCUCACGAAAUUUAUUAUAAUAAGUCAACUCAUUUUUACCCUGUUGCUGAACCCUGAACAUGUGAGUGGAGUGUCAUCAAGACUAGACAUUCAAAUCACUAAAAUUGAAGAAACUUCGGGACUGUACUACGAACAUAACGGCAAUGGACGAUUGUAUAAUACUGAAUGGAGAUUAAUCUCCUAUUUAAAUUUAAGUCAGCCUGAAAAUAAUUAUAAUACGAUAAGACGAUAUGUAAGUGUUGUAAAUGAAUUAUGUAAUAAGGAAAUUCCGGUGUAUAAGGGUAAAACUCUAUGUUCUAAUACUAUAACAAAAUUAUCAAACAGGUUAGACGCCACUGCGCGCACCAUAGAAAUUAUAGGAGGUAUAACCAAAGACCAUGUUAGUCCUAGAGUAAAAAGAAGUUUCUUUCCAUUUAACCUAAUAGGGCAAUUGAUUAAAGUGAUUUUUGGUACGCUAGACGAAGAAGAUGCAGAAUUUUAUAAUAAUAAAAUUACGAAACUUGAGAGCGAACAAUUAGACUUUCUUAAGUUGAGUAAGGAACAUUUUAUGUUAUGUAAUUAGACUACCAGUAACUGAUCAUUUAAUUUUUGAUAUAUAUAGAAUCAUUCCAUUGCCUGUAAAAAUGAAAACUGCCACAAACAAAUAUGUUUUCAUAGAUCCGGAAACGGAUUAUAUUAUGAUGGAACACUCAAAACAGUACUACGCAAAAAUAAGCAAGUAUGAAUUAAGUAAGUGUAAAGUAAUAACUAAAACUCUUAGAGUGUGUAGACAAACCUUUCCAUUGAUAAAUACUUAUGCACGGGAAGAUUGUGCAGCCAAAUUAUUGUAUACUACAGGUCCUAUACCUAGCAAUUGUGUUAAGAAAAUAGUAGAGCUAAAGCAGACCCUUUGGAUUCAGCUAGAGCACAAUGAAUGGUUAUAUAUUGCGCCAGAUAAAGAAAAAAUUACUAUAGUUUGCGAUCAAACUGGACCUUUUGACGCAACAGUGGAAAACACUGGCAAACUUAAGUUUAUAAGUGCAUGUAAAGGUUACGGUACCAACAUCUUUAUAUCCUCCCAACUGGAGUUAACUACUAACACUAGCACAAAAGAUGUUAUUCCCAAAAUAAAUCUUGACAUAGAUUGUUGUGAUGAAACAAACUAUAAAGUAACACUUGAGAAAUUAAAAACAAAGUUACAUUUGAAACCUACAAUAACUCGGUUAGACGAUUUGAAGAUUGCCGGUCACAAAAUAGAGGAAGUAGAACAUAUGAUAAAUGAAGAGGAAUGGAAAAUAAAACACACAAACGUGAUUUCACGAGUAUCUGUAAUGUCCUAUAUCAUUAUCAUAUCAUUAAGUUGUAUUUUAUGUAUAUAUUGUUGUAUAAAAUGUGGAUGUUGUAAAACUAUUGUCGGUAAUUGCUACAAGAGGUGUAAGGACGGUGAUUGCUGUAAUUGUAAAACCAAAUGUUUUAAACCAACAAUUGUAAACACAUACAGACCUAGGGAAAGCAAUGAGCUGGUCCAUUCCGUUAACGAAAGCCAGAUAGAGGAAAGGAUCGAUUUGAGAGGAAACAGUUUACGGAGAACUCAGACUAGUCGUUGACGGCUAAGUCCCAUUUCAAACUAAGAGAGGUGUAAAGAAACAAUUGUAUUUUCUUUAAUUGUUUCUUUUUCCCCCGCCAGGGAGGUGUCGUAAGUACCUAGUUAUUUUAGUUAUUUUGGGUUAGUAUUAGAAAUAUAAAAAUACUAUAACUAUAAUUCUGGUAUUAAAUUGUAUUAUAAGUAUAAGGUGAAUAAUGAGUAAUGUUUCAAUAGAGUGUUUCAUGUCUUGUGUAUCGAACGAUGAGUAUGCCUGUCGAAGGUUUACAAGCCUUCUAUGUCAGUUGGCUAACCAAAUGUUAGCUAUGUGUGGUGGUUCAAACAGACUGUUUCCUGCAGAGGAAACUACGCAUCACAAGGUUAAACAAUGACUGAAUCCUUGGACUGAACAUGAAACGAGUGUGUAAAUGAAAACGACGAAUCACGAGAAAGGGUGGGGAGAGAGUGCGCUCUGCCCCGGCAGAAGGAAGCGGACGGAAAGAGAGUGUGUCGGGAGACUCCCUAGGAGGAGGUCCUAGGAUGGGGACUGAGAGCUUUGUCAGAAGGAACAGACUUGUAGAGUCUUAAGUUUGUACUUGUAAUUUCUAUGUAUCAAGAAGUGGAGGUAAAAGCUUUGUAGAGUUUAAUACUUGUAACGAGCCAAGAAUGAAGAAUAAUAAUAAGAGUUGUCCUGUCUGCAGUAUUAAGUUAUUGCUUUUUAUCGCUCCGCUGCCCCACAUAGCCUCACCUAUAAGGAACCAGCCGCUCGGUCACGACAAUAUUUAAGAGAUUUUAACUUGAAUAUAGCUAUUAUAUAAUGUUUGCUAUGAAAGGGCUUCACAACUAAAUAUACAAUUCAGUCCUAUGUCCGCUCAACAUAUGACAUUAUAUUCACUUGUAAUCUCAAAAUGUUAAUAACCCAGUAUGUGCGCAAGAUUACCACCUACAGCUCUAAAUCCUCAAGGUUUCCCUUUGAAAGUCCCCAAUCUCAAAAACCAGACAUGACUUACGAAGGUUACAACCUAGCUAAGGAAGGAUUUUUUAAAUCCUUACCCUCUACAUUUGAAGAGCGUUAAAAACUGCAGAAUGGUACCCUUUUACAAAGGGAGUGCGGCCUGUGGAAAUAAACUAGGAGAAAAUUGUUGACAGCUUCUAAUUUUGGCACUAUUUGUAGGCGUAAACCACAUACUUCAUGCCAAAAAUUGGUGGCUACAUUGUUGUAUGAGGAUUUCGAUACAGAUGCUAUGAUAUGGGUUAGAGAUCACGAAAAAGAGGUAGUGAAAAAGCUGGAAGAGACUUGUGAUGUACAAGUAAAGGCAUGUGGACUGUUUGUUGAUGAAGAAAUACAAUUUCUAGGGGCCAGCCCAGAUGGACUGAUUGAAAAAGAUCGUAUCGUGGAAGUAAUAUGUCCAUCUUCUGGAGUAAAGCCAGAAGUUCUAAGUCCUGACGAGUUAAUUCUUAAAAGGAAAUGCACAUUUUGGAACAUAUCUCGAGACAAAAAAACUGUUACAGACAUUAAUAAGAAUCACCAUUUUUUCUACCAAGUUCAAGGGCAACUUCAUGUGACAAGGCGUAAUUACUGCAUCUUCGGGCUCUGGACUCCAAAUGGAAUUAAAACCACACGUAUUGACAGAGAUUAUCUGUUCUGGAAGGAACAAAUGGAUCAGCAAUUGACAAAGUUUUACUUAAACUGUAUGCUGCCAGAACUUGUAGACCCGCGACGACCGCGGUCGUUGCCCAUACGAGAUACUGACUAUAUUACAAAGGAAGGCUAUGAACGAAUUUGUUGCAAGACAACACAAACUUAGUGUCAAGAAACCAUCAAAUUCCAGAAGAAAUAAAAGUGUACAAGCUAUUGCCAACAAUGAUGAACCCGAAUCAAAGAAGACAAGAAGAAAUUUGUGUUUUUGAAUAUGAUUUAUCACUAUUCAUAAUGAAAUCGUCUCAUGUAAGUCAUUAUAAAUAUACCACAUGUUACACUCACCUGAACUUUACAAGACGUUUGGAUUUGAUUCUUUAGUACAAACGCAUGAUAUAGCUGUAUUGUUUUUGGGUAUGUCAUUUUAUGCAUUGUUCAGUUCUUAACUACAUACAUACAUUUUCAGUGCGAUAGUGUAACUUAUUAGUUAUGUGCUUACUACAUUGCAUGUGAUAGAAUUUCACUAAAGAUAAAAUCGUUGUAUCAAGUUUUGCAUAAAUUAUUAACAUGUACAUUUUGGGAAAGUGUUUCUGCUGUGUAAGAAAGGUUUCAUUUUGCACUAAGUAUACGUUUGAUGUGUUCUAACUUGCUAUUUCAGCACUGUGUGGGGAGAGAUUCAGUCUCAAAAUUGUAUAUAUGAAAUAAUCCAAUAUUCGAUAGAUAUGUGCGAUAUAUUCCUUUAACAUUAUUCGUAUUUACAUUUAAAUAAAAGAUAAUUGCAAUAUCAGUGUUAACUCGGCUGAGUGUAUUUCAACCAGUACUUAUCUAGAAUGUAUAAAAACAAUAAUUGAAAAAUGAAUGCGUGUAUAAAGAUCAUGUGUUUAUUUAUAGGUACUAAUAAGUCUGCAUUUGUGUCUGUAUUUGAUAAACUAUGUAUGGUAAGUUUGAAAUUGGCUGGCACAUUUUGUGAGGUAAUUCCUCUUGCAAAUGUAAUUAUGUUUGGCCGAUGAUAAACAUGAUAAGAUGUCGGAGUCACUGAUAAUCGAGACUUCAAGCGACUUCAUAACAAAUCAGGAACAUUAUGGCAAUAAGCAAGAAUUUACUUAAAUACAUUAAGUAAUCAAAUCAACUAGAAACAUUUUAAUAAAUGUUCUUGUCUUCUGGGUUCUAGCCGCGUCACAAUGGAAGUUCUUUCUGACGUUUCGGAGUGCGUUGCAGCCUCCAUCUUCAGGGCAGCAGCAGAAGUUGCUUCUUACCUACUGUUACUCUCAGUAACCUACUACCUACUGUUCGUCAGUAACCUACUACUUACUGUUACUGAAACGUUUUUUGUGGAAUUACUAGCUAUCCUGCCCUGCUUCGCACGGGUGUAGUGAUUUAAUUAUGUAGUGUAGGUGUAUUUACCAUUUAUUCUUGUGUAUCUACUCAAGGAAGCUUUUAUCUCUAUAUAAUAUCUAUAAAUCAGUGUCGCUGUACGCGUUUGUUUUUAUUUCCGCUUACUUCUUCUGAAAAAUGCAACUGAUUUUAAUGUGGUAUUUAUUAUCAGUUAAUUAUUUUUUUGUUACAAAAGGCUAUACACAACAGUACCCGAAGCAGGGUAGGGGAAGGUCGCUAGUGGGGCGACACCGCUUGACCGUAUGGUCAUUAGACCGUAUCAGAGAAAAGUGUGUCAGAAUCACUGCUAGCCCCGCCCCCUCGCUGCCAUUGGCCGGUAGCUAGAGGGGAAAGGGAACGUGACCAGGAGAAGAACAACAUAAGUACGCCAACUCUCAGACACAAUCAGGGUGUCCCCAGCUAGUACUUUUUCGAGUUUUUUGCCUUGAAUAUAAUAUUAUGUUUACACUAAAUUGUUUUAUUAUUAAGUGUUAUUCAAACACACACAGGAGUGGAAGGGAAUCUAAUUUUUCAGUUGACGACGACGAGUCAGGUCAGGAACUCAAUUCGGUCAAUCGGCAUUAAUUAAGUCAUAUUUUUUGUUCCUGGCUUUUAUUCUGUCGACAGUAAUAAUUAAUUUAAAUUUAGAUUAUCAAUGUACUAAUAUCGUUUUCAUGUUCUGGUUUCAUCGGUGGGAGAAAAAAUGAAACUGACAAUGAAAUCUUACAUGAAACAUCAAUAUGUUUCAAAUAAUCCAAUUGAAAAAGAAAAUACAGCUGACAACGGCCAGUUUUAGACAUAAGCAAAGUUUAUCUAGGAGCGAGAGUGGAAGCUCUUUUUGAUGGGAUUAGAUAAGAGCAUAGUUAGACCAAGUGAUGUAGGUUAACACUAUUGAAAGUUAAUUGUUUGGCCUUCUAUGUUGUAUUUUGGAGCCAAGUUUUAAAACAAAUAAAUUUUAAUGACUCUGUUCUAAAAGGUUUAGCCUUGCUGAGUCCAGAAAAGUAUAAAUCAGAUGACAAUCACAGUAUAAUGCCACUUGCCAAAUGUUUUCUUAAUGUUAUUGAAGAAAAAUAUUUCGAUAACCUGGAUAGGGAAUGGCGUUUAUUAAAGACUGUUGAAGCACUGAAGAAAGACGACGAAUUUAUGGUGUGCGGUAACAAUGACCCACACAGAUUUUAUUUUAAGUACUAUUUAUUUAUUUUAUUACCAUACUAUUUCGUUUGAUUGUUAUUAUUUAUGCUCAGUCUAAAUGCCAAUUAACUACAUGCAUUCAUGUUUAAAAGCUGUCAACAACAUCUGUAAUAGAAAUUUGAACAAACCAAGUUAAAGCCACUUGACAUAACCCAAAAAUUGUAUUUACCUCUGGAAAUGAUAUAUGAUUAAUUUAAUUUAUAACACUAAUUUUAUGUUGUGAAUAUUUCCUAAUCGAUUUCCUGUUUGUUUUCAUAUAUUGUAUUGUUGAAUGGAGUUCUAUCUAAUAGUGCUCAACGUAUUGUCCUGGGUGUACAUCAUAUACUUCUGACUCAUCCGUGAUAUUAUAUUCAUAUAAAUAAUAAUUUUAAUAUAUAAAUUUAGGAAGAAAAAUUCUAAUAUUUUAUUGUUGGAAAUCCUUGUGUCAUUAUAGUGUACUGUGUUGUGUUGAAUAAAUGUUUAUUGUGUUUUUUAAGUAAA